Molecule: messenger RNA, 741 nt
Organism: Mus caroli (Ryukyu mouse)
Lineage: Eukaryota; Metazoa; Chordata; Mammalia; Rodentia; Muridae
Source: RefSeq, a predicted model, not a curated record
GGUCAAGGAUCCAGGAAGGACAGCUGAGAGUAUUUAUGAACCAAGGCGCCUUCCGCUUGUCUGUGGCCUGAAAUACACACAGCCUUGGCCCGAGGCCAGCACAUUCCACUGCUUCCUUGGCAGAGUCGGACGGGGCCAGAAGAGAAUCUAAGGAAGGCCAGAGCUGAACUUGGAGAAAGCUGCGGUCCUUAGAUGCCUGAGGGUCUGCUCCGACUCUCCUCUGUUCCUCCUCAAACAUCAAGGGACAAACCCCUUUCCCGUGAGUGGGAAGUGUUCUGAUUCCCCUAGAGCCAGCUUGAAGACAGUCCCCGGCACCUGUGAGAGAUUUCUCAGCUGAUGAGGCGCUAGGAAGAUCCAUUGUGUCUGGAUCCUGGACCGGUGAUCUGGAGAGAGCUCUAACAGGGCAGGAUGGCCCAGGACCUCAGUGAGAAGGAGCUGUUGAGGAUGGAGGUGGAGCAGCUGAAGAAGGAGGUGAAGAACCCACGUGAUCCGAUUUCCAAGACAGGAAAGGAAAUCAAGGAUUAUGUAGAGGCCCAAGCAGGGACAGACCCUCUUCUCAAAGGCAUCCCAGAAGACAAGAAUCCCUUUAAGGAGAAAGGCACUUGUGUGCUAAGCUGAUGGCCCACCCUCACCACCAUCACCCUCUCUGUCCCUCCUCAGCCACGCCCAAGUGUACUGGGAUACCUAAGGACCAAUGUUUUCUUCCUCUUAGACACAAAUAAAGAUGUUGAGAAAAAGCAA